Messenger RNA from Syzygium oleosum, 450 nucleotides. Its product is annotated as nuclear transcription factor Y subunit B-5-like. Gene Ontology annotation, cellular component: CCAAT-binding factor complex. Gene Ontology annotation, molecular function: DNA-binding transcription activator activity, RNA polymerase II-specific; RNA polymerase II cis-regulatory region sequence-specific DNA binding; protein heterodimerization activity. NCBI's taxonomy places the organism in Eukaryota, Viridiplantae, Streptophyta, Magnoliopsida, Myrtales, Myrtaceae. Gene Ontology annotation, biological process: regulation of transcription by RNA polymerase II. The record is from RefSeq and is a predicted model, not a curated record. The transcript has a single exon. The coding region runs from base 1 to 450 and encodes 149 amino acids.
AUGGUAGAUAACAUCGGUGCCGACGAUGGAUGCAUCAAAGAGCAAGACAGGUUACUCCCAAUAGCCAACGUGGGGCGGAUCAUGAAGCAAAUCCUCCCUCCCAACGCAAAAGUCUCAAAGGAAGCGAAAGAAACGAUGCAAGAAUGUGUCUCAGAGUUCAUCGGCUUCGUGACUGGCGAAGCAUCUGAGAAGUGCCGGAAGGAGAGGAGGAAGACAGUGAACGGCGAUGAUAUUUGCUGCGCUAUGGAGACGCUGGGUUUCGACGAUUAUGCUGAUCCGCUAAGAAGGUAUUUGCAUAGAUAUAGGGACUUAGAAGGAGAUAAACCUAAUCAACAAAAGGCAAUGAACAACAGUAGCGAAUCAAAUAGUGUUGAGCAAUCUUGGUCAUAUAGAAACACUCAACAAUAUAAGAACGAUCAGGGUUUGACCUCCACCUCGGCAAACUUUUGA